This is a messenger RNA of Pocillopora meandrina, 8493 nucleotides long. Lineage: Eukaryota; Metazoa; Cnidaria; Anthozoa; Scleractinia; Pocilloporidae. The record is from the annotation of a GenBank genome assembly.
AUGAUCUUCGCUCUAUGUGUUUCACUUUUCCAGCUUGUUCUGGUGGCAACCGGUGACGCUGGUAACAAACUUGGUAAGAUGAAAUACCUCUUAGUGAUUUUUCUGUUUUCGACUGCUAGGCCGUAAACUCCUUUGUUGUUUCAAGCCUUGUAUUUUCGAGAACAAGCUGCUUCAAGCUAGUUCAAGCCAGUUCCGUUUCUGAAAGACAUACAAAUAGAUCUUUGAAAAACCUUCAAGUGUGUUUAUUUCUUAAAAUGGCCUAAAGAUUUUCAUAUCUUUUAAGUCCAUUUUCCCGUUAUAUGCCUGGUGACCAGGCCUGUAGCAGGUCUCUUCUCUUAAGUGUCAAGGUCAUAUUUCAAAGUUCGUUAAUCGUUGCAAAAAUGUUUUUUAUCUUAAAGGUUACGAUAGCCUGGGUUGUUGGAAUCUUCCAGAAAAUGACACGUCAAAAGUAAUGAGUUUAGAGGGUCAUCAUAGCGGAUUAGAAGGACUAUACUGGGACAGGUGAUAAAUUCUAACCUAUUUUCUGGAAUCCUUGUUGACGUGUCUCCUUAAUUGAAGGGUUUUUACUUCUUUGUGCUUUGUAAGCGAUGUUGAAGAAUCAUUCCAUCGCCCCAACAAAUAAAAUAAAAACUGCCUUGAAAUAACUAUUUCCGCGCUUGAAACGGUUACACGCAUUACUUUGAUUUUAAAUUUGUAACCUGUGAUGUCAAGCGGACAUAGCAUGCCAGCAAGAGUUAUCUGAGUGAUGUCUACGGGUCUUUUCAAAACGGUCAGUCGUGAAGUGUUUUAUCAGGUACACAACGUGUCUAUUGCAAAACGCAAUGACUGCAAUUUGGUUCUUCGUAAUUUUUUCAACAGCUAGAGUCACUGUCUCCUGGUUUAAUGUUGAACAUACUGCAAAUUUAGGUCAUUGCAGAUAAUUUGUAAACAAACAAAAGGGCACAAACUGCCAACUGACAUCAUCUCUGAAAAGAAAAGAGUAUAUGGAAAUAUUUUUUACAUUACAGUAAUAUUCAGUCUCUUGCAAAUAUAAAUAAACGAUAAUCUCAAGAAAAAUUCUAGCCCUGGCGUCAAAAGUCCUUAGGAAGACUUAAUCGUUGGUCAAAUUACUUGGUCAGCUGGUCAUUGCGCUCUUUUCUCUCCAGAGUUGAUUCCGUUACAAAAUGUGCCGAAGUCGCGCAGGACAAAGAAUACAGAUAUUUCGCAGUUCGUAAUGGCGGCGAAUGUGUGGCGGGUCCCAGGCUUCAAGAGAGUUUUAAAGAGCAUGGAGAGUCGCUGGAAUGUUUUGAAGGAGAAGGAGGCCACGAAGCUAUUAACGUCUACAAAAUAAGAGGUUGAUGUGAAUAAAACGAAGCAAAACAAAAACAAGAACAUAAUAAUAAAUAAAAUAGAAGAAACGUACCGAUUACGAAGCACCGAGCCUGCUUGGAAAUUGCAUCAUAUUCAAAGCACAUAGGAAACUUUAGGAUCUAAUGAGAAUAUUAGUUUACAUCUUUUUCAUAGUAUCAUUGACUUAACCUUAAACAAGUGCGGCAGAAGACCAGCAAAGGACUAAUUCCUUUCAUUGAUUGAAAAAAAAUGGUCAUUUUGCAAUAAAACUGUUUUUUUUAAAUAAAAAAUAUGUUAAGACUUGCUUUGCUUUGUUCACUUAUUUUAUUGCUUGUUUUUUCUGUCUUUUACAGGGAAAAUCGCUUCAGCAGAGGACUUUGAGGGUGAUAUUCUUCUAACCAAGUUGCAGAGAGCCAUGACAAGUCCUUUCCAUCAAGACGUAGCGGCUGCCGACGUGUGGGAGAAAGCAAGUUUUCUCUGGCCAGAGAGAACUGUGCCCUAUUACAUUCCAUCUGACCUCGGUGAGAACGGAACAGUAAAAAAUAAAUGAUAUACUAGCUUAAGUGUGAGUUCUUCCUCUCAUGUAAAAAUUCGUCGUGUUCACAUCACCAUUUACAACGAAGAUCAAUUCAUAUAAUAACAGGCUAUUUUCCAGGAUACGUGAGUUGCAUCGAUUUCUCGACUUAUUCUCCGUCCAGUGCUAUCAUUAAAGUGCACAAUGACGAUGUCCACAUACCCUGUGAGCCUAUUAAUUGCGCAUAAAUGUCAUUAUACUUUAACAAAGGUUGGGGUCUCACGGUAAUUUCGACCUCAGCUUUUUGAUGAGGCCGGUAAAUAUCAACCGGUAUGCUUCAUCUCAGGUUUUUUUGGCUAUCUUUCACAGAUUGACAUCAUCUGAUAGCCUUAUCCUUAAAAUUUUUGUUUUAAAUGGUCAACAGUUGGACAUAAUUUAGCUGAUAGAUUUCACCACGGUAUACGACACUGGCUUGAACAGACCUGCGUCAAGUUCGUUCCAAAGAAAGCUGGUCACAGAGACUGGGUGGAGUUAUACAGGGAGAAGGACCCUCGGAGCCGUAGGUAGCUGAAGCAUUUUAAAGACCUCGUUAGGAUUAUGAAAGAACUCACUCUAGAUUUUUAAACGCGAAGGCAAAUACUGUUCUACCGUUUGAAUAAUUAGGAAAUUGUAAGACGUGUGUGGAAAGAAAAUGAUAUCCAAUUGAUUUUUUUAUGCAGAUGCGCAUCUUCUAUUGGUCGAAUUGGUAGUUACCAACCAAUUAAGUUGGGAGAUCAUUGCCCACCUGGCAGUGUCAUUCAUGAAGUGGGACACGCCCUUGGCUUAUGGCACACCCAGUCUAGACCCGACAGAGACAAAUACGUACAAAUACUUUGGGAUAAUAUUCUACCAGGUAGGAUAUAAAUUGAAUUUAAGGUUCCUAACCAACCAAACAUUAUUGCAAGUGACUAAUAAUCAACUAUCAAACAAACAAGGAAAAGUACCAAUAAAAAAAGCAACAGGAUUCCCUUUUUCAAGGACCCAAAAAUCUUGGUUAUUUUUUUAUUUUUAUCUCGCUCGUGCAGGUAGAUCAGACCAAUUCAAGAAGUAUUACCAUGGCUCCCAGGACACGUUAAAGGUCAAAUACGAUUACAUGAGUAUUAUGCACUACGGAAAAGAUUACUUUGCAAAGCUGAACCAUAACCGAAGAUAUUACCUGACUACAAUAAAGACCAAGGAUCCAAAGUAUCAGGACAAGAUUGGCCAAAGAAAAUGUCCCACAACAAGUGAUAUCUUGAUGAUUAAUACCAUGUAUGGAUGUCCAGGUUAGUAACGUAACUAAUAUGUUACUGCGUCUCAAUAUUUCAAAAUUGUUUACAUUCGUCAGGUUAUUAUGCCAUAUAUAACGUAGAUAUUUCAGUAAUACCUAUGCCAUAAAUCACUGGACGGGUCCUAACUAAGUUUUCAAACGCUCCUUUGUGGCAUGGAAGGGCAAAGGAGUAACAACGGGAACAACCAAAGUGGUUAGAACUAGGAACAACUUUUGUGUUGGUAUCAAAAGGUUUGGUUUCUUAUGCUUAUCACAUGUAAUUUCUUAUCUCUGUAACUCCAAAAGAUUAUCCAUACAUGUGGCACACGGGAAAAUGGGAUGACUGCUCUAUUCCAUGUGGCUCCGGCAAUCAGACGAGAGACGUGUAUUGUGCCAAGAGUGACGGGAAUCGAACAUCCUCAGAAUAUUGCAGUGAAACGAAGUUACCGGCAAAAUAUCGCAGAUGUUACGGAAAACAGUGUGGUAACUUUUAUAUUUUACUUCUCAUUUGUAACAUAUUCAUUAAAUGAAUGAAUUAAGAGAGACUAAUGAAGUGGGUGAGUAAAAAAAUGAGGAUGAAUGGAUGAUUGGGUAAAUGGAUGGUUGUAUGGACGGAUGGAUGAAUGAUGGAUGGCUGGAUGGAUGAACGCUUGGUUGAACAGAUUGGUUGACAGAGAGAGGGCAGAUCGGGUGGGGGGAUUGAUGGAUUGAUCUAUGGAUUGGUGAAUUGAAAGAUGGUUUUCGGUCAAGUUCAAAUGCAGCUGUUGCUAAUUUUUAGGCAAAUCCUUAAAUGAUUAUAACAACUUAAGGACUACAUGCCUCUUAAGUAAAUAACUAAUAGGAAAAAAAAUUGAGUUGAGGAGAAUUUUUGAUGAAUUUAUCCAUUAACUGAGACACCAAUACUUUUUAACAGAGUAGGAAAGUAGUUUUUAGCCAGCAGUAAAUGAGUUUGAAUCGGCUGGCCAGGCAAUUUAUCAUCUGAGUAGGUCCCACGGUUAGUCAGUGAGUCAGUUAUGGACCCUCUGGCAAACAACCAUUAGUUACCUAUUCACUAGGCAAGUAGACACCCUUACGCUAUUAUGUUGUUUUAUGUAUUCAUCCACACAAAUUCACUUGGUUGUCAUGAUUUGUCGAUUAUCCCUUUUUCUACAGAUUCCUGUCCAAAGGGCUGGAUUUCUUAUCACGAUGCCUGUUAUCAAAUAAACUUGGCCAGAACAAGUCUGCAGGACGCAAGUGAUAAAUGUUUAGAUCAAGGGGCAGGGAUCCUAACAUUGAGAAGUACAGAGGAAGAAACUUUUUUGAGAGCAGAACUGGAGAAAAAGCAGCUUAACAAUAUAUUUUAUUGGCUAGGUAAAAAAAAAAUAGUCAUAGAAGGAUUUCAAUUACGUUUAGACCACAGAGUUAUUUAUGGAAAUGAUGUAUCUGCUGGCUUUAGUAAAUAUAUUUAAGCGAGGUCGAUGGCGAUCUGAAAAAAGGGGAAGGAGAAAAAACAAUAAAACCAAAAAUUUGUGCAACUCAGACAAACACAAGAAAUAGAAGCGGAAGACUGAUAAAGCGCAAAUAAGACGAUUAGUUAAAACAAAACACGAAGACUGACAGAAAAUAAUACGAAUGAUUGCUUGAUAGUUGUUGUAAAUCAUCUGUUCAAAACAGCCCACCACGUACAAGUCUAUGUGAAAAAUAAAAUUUAUUCAUUUAAUUUCGUUUUCUACACACAGGUGCAAAGUACAGCCCUAGUAGAGGCAAUUUCAUCUGGCCUGAUGAUACAGAUGUCGUUUACUCUGCUUGGAAUCCAGGAGAGCCUCGCUUUGGAUUGGACUGUACCCUGAUGCUAAACCGAAAAGGCUGGGGCUGUGAUCGAUGUGAUAUGGAUCGCAGCUAUAUUUGUAAGAAAGGUAUGUCACACCAGUAUUGUGCGUUAUGAAUUAAAGGCUGUCUGAUUUUUUCGCUUGAUACAAAGCAUAAAUUCACCAUCAUCGAGAACGCCACGAUAAGAGAUCUUUUAUGCGCAAAACGAAGGGAACCCUCCGAGCUAUCUUUCCUUCUUAUUCUUAUUAUUACACGCACGAUACUAUCGUUCAUGAGCCCUCGGAUGAGGUAACGGAUGAAGCUUUCUUCCACUCACUGCCGUGGUUUACUCUUCUACUUCAUUUCUUCCUUACGCUCUUUGCUCUCAUGGUCUAUUCCCGCUACGUAUAUUUGUUUCCCUUCCUAAGCCCCAAAUACCGAUGGCAAAAUAUUUAUGGUGGACCACAAUUGACCCACCGUCCUCUAUCUCCUGUUAUGGAUGAGUACGUUUACUCUAAUAUGAAGGAAACUUGGUAACGAAUUCUUAGUCUCCAUAAUACUACAGAGGUAAAUUUGACAGCUGUCUACAUAUCAAACAAAAAUAAAAUUGUUAUGCAUAACUAAUGAUUCACUCAUUCUCGUCAUACAGAACUAAAAAAUUACAAAAGGAGCGAAGUGGAGAUAAAGAAAGAGAAGAAGGAAAACUAUCAGUGGCGUGCAGAAGAAUGGGGUGAUUGUUCUGUCUCCUGCGGUGGAGGGAAACGAAAUAGAAAGACCCUGUGUUUUGGAGUGGACGAACAGAAUGAGGUGGACGAAUCUUUUUGCGAGGGUAAGGCUAUUUCUUAUCAUAUCUGACUAUGUACCAGGAUUAAAAGUUGUAUAUUUACGGUCAUGGCAGCAAUGGCAAAGUAGGUGUCAAACUGAAAAAAUAACUUUCAGAGCAAAAACCGUUUAUAAAAGAAAAGUUUUUAUGAUUUGUUCUCAUCAAGGAUCGAUCUAAAUAUGCGAGGCAAAAAAUUCCCUAUAACAAGAGUUUUGCAAAAAAACGAUCACGGUAAUUUGCGCAAUUUUUGAUGAUCAGCUCUCUUAAAAAUGGACCGACCUUUGCGCACUGAGGGCAAUUUCGCUCAGAAAAAAAUAUUUUGCAAUAUUUCGAAAAAGCAAGGUUUUUUUUUAUUACUUUUAGACUAAGACAGAUUUAUGGGCAAAAUGUGAAAGAAAUCGAUCCUUUGGAACCGAAAUGCGACGAACCGCUUAUAGAGAAAGAUUGCGUCUUAAAAUAUAUCCAUACUUUGUAGAGAAUCCACCGCCUUUAGCGUGGGAAGACUGCAGCGUUAACUCAUGCCCCACUCAAUACAAAUGGCACGUAGAGGAUUGGGGGGAUUGCAGCAAAAGCUGUGGAGGUGGAAUUCAGCGGCGAAAGAAGAUUUGUGCUGGGAAGGAUAUGAUUUCUACCUCCUGGAAACUGUGUAAAGAAGAGCCUCCAAUCACCAGAAAGAGGUAUGGAAAUGACAAUUUAGUUAUAUCUUUAUUGUAAAAAUUAAGAUUGAUAAUAACCAAAUCUGUGGAAAAUUUUUAUUGAUUGAAUGAUUGCAUCACUCUGAUUGUUCUUGGACACAUUUAUUUUGGAAAGAAGUUUCGCUCGGUGAACUUGUGUUAAAUGAUGUAGAAAGGAAUUAUUAGACCCGAACUUCUUUGAUUAUCAUAGAGAUCUAAGCCUGUAUAUUAUACAGAAAGUUAAUUUCUCUCCAAUUUGUCAUUUUUAUUACAAGAUAAUUUUCAAGAAUUUGUUAUGGAGAUUAUGCUUAGGUGCAUCCUUUUCUUUUCAUUAAAUUAGGUGCAACACUAAUUCUUGUCCAAGAAGAAACACCAAUGUUUCAGUGGCACCCGUUUGGAGGGUGAGUAAAAAUAAAGAAAAAUAUACGCCCCUUUUCAAAAACGUCGCAAUUUGAAAAAAAAAUGAAAUAUAUACGCCUUUUGAUCUCUUAUCAAACAAGUGUCUUUUUUUGAUGAGAAAACAAAAGAUAUAUAAUACGUAUUCAUAUAUAUAUAUAUAUAUAUCAAAAAGCAAAGCCUUGACUGUGAUCUAUUCUGUUAUAAAGCACAAAGGAAACGGCUAGAUCAGGAAAUAAAUGUGGAGUGUUUCUCCCCACUUCUUGACUCAGGAACAGAAUUGGCUAGUUGCAACAUUAAACUUGUAGUCGAAGGACCUACUGAUCGCGUUUUGAAUACGAAUCCAUAAAAGUUCGCGUGUUUCGUUCGUCAUUCGAAAUUCCAUAGGAAAGAUACUUCCCGCCCGUUGCAUUUUGAAAGAACUUUCGACUAACAUUUCUUCUUUAAAGGUGAGCUCGUGGAGCAGAUGCUCCAGGACUUGUGGGCAUGGUCAUCAGAUAAGAAGAGUGUUUUGUUCCAAGAGUGACAACAAGCCACUGAAUGAGACAGCUUGCGCUGGGCGAGCAAAGCCUCUUUCUUUACGACGAUGCUCUGCUACGAAUUGCAGUCUAAAGAAAGGUAUAAUCUCACUUUAAAAUUGGCUUCUGAGUGUAUCGCUUUCUUUGUGAAUGUGCAUAUAGUUAAUGAUUAAUGUAAUAUAGUUAUAGUUGUAAUAUAUAGUUAAUGAUUGGUAAACAGCAGAGUGGGAAAGAGGAAUUUUCAAAUGCCACCGUGGAUUCAUCCAAAAUCUUAGUCGGGGUAAGCCUGCUUUAGACCCUCGCUAUUCAAAAUACUUUUCACACUAUUAAACACACCCUGAGAGAUGAACUGAAAUGGUCUGGGCUAUUCCUUGUUUUAUCUUAUUGAUCAUUUGGUAUAAUCUCUGAAUUUCUUGAACAAAGCUCGAGUUUGCUCUGAUGGUCAUGUGAUGUGCAAGAUUUGGGCAAAGCAGGGAAGCUGCAAGACAAGCAAGUGGGUUCGGACAAAGUGCCGCCGCAAAUGCCAUACAUGCUGAUCAUCUGGAUCUCAAGAGCGUAUGACAAUGUAUUGAGAGCGUUGGCUCACUAAAUCGAAAUAAUCCACCAUAAGUGAGACUGUAAUCUCAGAGGUCCUCUGUUAUACUACUAUGGACCCAUUGCCGGGUAAACGCAUGCAAGAUAUCGUAAUUCUGCUAAGAACUAAUUGUUCGGGUCAGCGAAAUGUGGCUGCUUGGGGUACUUAAUAUGGGCAGAAGAUAGUUCUAUUUGAUAUACUAGAGCAGUUUUAUAUGACAUCGCAUUAAGUUGUAAGUCAAUCACGAUGAUUAUAUUUUCAUAUAACUGAGUCACAAGGAUUAAAACAUUCCUUCUGAUUUUAGAGCUAAAAAUAUACAUAUCUGAAUACCGUCGACUGUUCAAAUAAUUCAAAGAUUCUUAAAUACACUAUAUAAAUAUUUAUCAGGCUACCAAUUCAUCAAUUAUUGCCCAGUGAUAAGUUUCUGCUUCAAAGCUCCUGUUAGCAGACUAAAGUAUGUUAGAAAUUGAGCGAUCUAAGCAAAGAAAUCAAUCCUCCAUAUUAGUUAAGGAAAACUGUUUUGUCAUUACCUUUCUCCGCCCUUAUUAGAACGAUCAAACUUUCGAAAUAUAACUCGGUGAUAUAACGG